AUGAAGUAUAGAAGACACGCGAGCAGAGCUCUUUUUGUUGCGCUGCUAAUGGUUGCUAAGUCGCUUGCAGUGCUGGAGAACGUUAUGAUCGAGCCUGCAAUGUACCAGAGAGAUAGGUACAUAUCAGCAGACGAGUUCAAGCUAGUGAAAUAUCAAAAAGACAGUGAGCACAGAGAGUCAUAUGGAAAUAACCCGAAUGAGAUAAAUAACCCAAUUGACGUUGAGACCAUGGUCUUUACAAUGGAGGACAUGUCCAAACUAUAUGAUAAAAGUGGAAGUGAUGGAAAGCAAGCGCAGAUAUUUACAUUCCAGAACAAUGAGCAAGAGUACAUGACCGGCAUAAAAGGCCAGUAUGUAUCAAUGGGGGCAAAGCUUCCAAAUAACUCAAAUGCACAGCUGUGGCACUUGAUUUUUAUAAGAAAAGACAACCAGUAUAUGUUUAUGUCAAUGGCAGGCACAAAUAUGUGUUUAACAAUAGUCCCUAUGCAGGCAACAACCAACCCACACCAGCCAUCAGAAACAUACAUUGGGCUAAACCUAAAGCUAACCAAAUGUGAUCUCUUAAAGCCAGAGCAGAGAUAUGUAAUAAAGAAAAUUCACCCCAUAAAAGAUGACACUCCUGAAAUUGACGGAGCGUCUGGAAUGGAGGGUCUUGACACCAUAAACAAGCAGAACAUCGCCAUGAAUGACCAAAUGUCCCGAAAUAUGGUAACAAUUACUGAAAUGCUUCGUGCCAUGAGCCAGUCCUUAAUACACAUACAGGAAAAGCUAUUUGGCCACCCAACCACGCAAUUUCCUCCUGUGUUAUUAGAUACUGCAGGCAAUCCUGUGGCUCAUAAUGGAGUUUAUGUGAGUUAUCCAAAUACUCUAGAAGCACCUGCAAAUCAUAUGUAUGGUAAACAGCCACCUCUGUACGACCCAGCUGCAGGACAGCUUUCUCCCUGGAAAGCUCCAAAUAGCUACCCAGGCCAGCAGCCACCUCCAUACUCUGCACACCCUUCCCAGACAAACCCACUAGGUGAUGUGUCUACCUAUCCAAGCCAGCAGCCACCAUCAUAUAACAACAGUCUAGCAAGUCCUUUGAAUAGACCAGUAGGAGAAGUCCCUCCAUACUCAUCUCUUCCAUCGCAGAAUUCUUCAUUCGGAGGAGCACCUGCCUAUCCAGGAACGCAGCCACCGCCGUAUUCUGCGCUGCCAUCAUAUAACAGUGUGCCAGAGAACACUUUAAAUAGGCCAUUGGGAGAACAGCCUCCAUACUCUGGAGGCCCAGGAUAUGCACCAGCUAAGGGCAUGUAUGUUCCUUCUCCUACCCAGUCAUACAUUCCGCCUCCUAACUGGAAUUCAGCUGCGCCGUCUUUUCCACCUGCCAAUAACUCAGUUGAUAUGUACCCAAGAAACCCGAAACCAGGCAAUCCGACAGUGCAUUCCCUGAUUAAAUAG
Molecule: messenger RNA, 1440 nt
Organism: Nematocida ausubeli
Lineage: Eukaryota; Fungi; Microsporidia
Exons: 1
Coding region: 1-1440 (479 amino acids)
Source: RefSeq, a predicted model, not a curated record